Messenger RNA from Atta colombica, 2661 nucleotides. Its product is annotated as nardilysin-like. Gene Ontology annotation, molecular function: metal ion binding. NCBI's taxonomy places the organism in Eukaryota, Metazoa, Arthropoda, Insecta, Hymenoptera, Formicidae. The record is from RefSeq and is a predicted model, not a curated record. The coding region runs from base 76 to 2661 and encodes 861 amino acids. The transcript has 10 exons.
UUUGGCUUAUGUGUGGGAGUAGGCAGUUUUAGCGAUCCACCGGAAGUUCCAGGCCUGGCACAUUUCCUUCAACGCAUGAUUUUUAUGAAAUCCGAAAAAUAUCCAAAUGAAAAUGAUUUUAAAGGAUUUAUCAGUCUCCAUGGUGGCACAACUUACGGCGCAACAGAUUGCGAGUAUACAAGAUUUUAUUUUGAUAUCCCAGAGACACAAUUGUUAUCAGCUCUCGUUCCUUUUAGUGUAUUUUUCGAUAAAUUUUGGAUAAAGAAAGAUGCCAUCACAAGAGAGCGAAAGAUCAUACAAAGAGAGUUUCAGUUAGAUUCAUCUAGUGACAAAAAUAGAAAGGAACGAUUAUUGUCUUUUAUUGCUCGAACUAAUCAUCCAUCCAGUAAGUUUCUUCGGCGCAAUUCAAUAGUUUUAAACAAUGAUGAUGACAAGUUGUAUGAAGAACUGCACAAUUUCAGAGAUCGUCAUUAUAGCGCUCACAGAAUAAUGUUAGCUAUACAGGCGAGAUUACCGCUAGAUACAUUGGAAGUAUAUGUCCAAACCUGCUUUAGUGAUAUAUUAAGUAAUUGGCUGCCUUCCGAUGACUUUACUAAAUUUAAAGACAACGAUUCAUUUGAUAUGAUAUCUGACACUUCCCAAAAAAUAUAUAAACAGAUUAAACCCAUGAAAGAUAUCAUCCAAUUACAUAUAACGUGGACUUUGCCUUCACUACUUAAUUUGUACAGAAGUAAACCAAAUAAAUAUAUUUCAUGGAUUAUUGAACAUAAAGGAAAUAAUUCUUUAACUAGUUAUUUACGUAAAAAAAUGCGGGGCCUUGAUGUGUUUUGUGGUAACUGUGAUAACGAUAAUGAUUUUGGAUACAACUCUAUGUACGUUUUAUUUGAGAUUAUAAUAGAACUUACCGAUGAGGGACUAAAACAUCUGCGAGACGUUCUAGAGGCAAUAUUUUCCUUUAUAAAUUUAAUAAAAAAGACGGGUCCACAAGAAAGUAUUUAUAAUGAACUUUAUAAGAUUGGAAAUAAUAAUUUUAGAUUUUUUAGUAAGCAUAAUGAUGUGUUUGAUUUAUGUAAGAGAAUGCAUUUCUAUCAGCCGCGUGAUUAUUUAACUGGAAAGCAUAUUUAUUUCGAAUAUAACCCAGAAGCUAUACAAAAAUGUUUGGAUUUUUUGAUGCCAGAGACAGCGAAGAUCAUGAUUUUCAACGAUGAUGUUGCAUUAAAUAUAGUCGAACCUCAUUUCGAAAUUAAUUAUAAAGAUAUCGAGUUACCAAAAGAAUGGAUCGAACGCUGGAAAUCUAUCGAGCCAUUGCCUGAUUUUAAUUUACCAUCAUGCAAUAAAUUUCUUACUAAUAAUUUCUCUAUCAUAUCAGUAUCAGCAGAAGCUUCGAAAUAUCCUGUAAAAAUACACCAUGAUUAUAUGUCGGAGAUUUGGUUUCGCCCGAAGUUUUAUUGGCCGAUGUGUCAUAUAAAUCUUCACAUUAUUUCUUCUCUGAUUAAUCGAGUACCAAAAAAUGCAGCUUACCUGCAAAUAUACUGCAAUGUAUUAAAAUAUCUAUUGCUCGAAAAAUUAUACCCGACUGUAACGGCUGGAUUUGGUUAUGAAAUCGAUGUCAAUGAAGAAGCUACAGGUAUUAUAAUACAAAUAAGCGGAUUUAACGAAAAUCUGCAAUCCUGGUUGAUGGUUAUCGCAAACUAUAUAGUGGAUCUAGUCUCUGUUUCGAAGAAUUUGUAUAAAAUUAUUAGAAUGCAACAAUUCAAAGCAUAUUGCAACAAAUUUAUAGAACCAGAAAAGUUUAUCGAGGAUGUGGAAUUAUGGAUACUAAAAAACGGCAACUGUACACACGUUCACAAAUAUAAGGCUCUAAAGAAAUGGUAUAAUUUUGAAUGUUUUCAAUAUUUUGUACAAUACUUCAUCAAAAAUAUGUAUAUCCAAUGCCUUGUAGAAGGCAACGUAACGAAAGAUUUUACGAUCAAUAUUAUACAACGACUUAUCAAAAAAAUUAACUGCCGUUCCUUGAAAGACAAGACGAAGCCAUGGUUUUGGAUCACUGAAAUAUCCCGAUGCAUAUCUUAUUUCAAGUUGAAAAAUAUUAACCAAACUGAUGUAAACUCAAUAGUGACAAAUUAUUAUCAAGUCGGUAUUGCUACGAUUGAAUUAUCGGUUUUAAUUGAGCUGAUGAUAAUGAUAAUGAAAGAAUCAUUAAUGAAUCAUCUACGAACCCAAAAAAAGCUUAAUUAUGUUUCGUGCGAUUUUAGAAAUAUCAAUGGAAUAUUAGGAUAUUCUAUAACUGUUUACACUCAGGCAGAUAAAUGCACAACUGAAUACGUUGAUCAACAGAUCGAGGAAUUUCUGAAUUCGUUUCGAAUCAUAUUAGAACAGUUUUCAGAAAAGAAAUUAGAUGAUAUCAAAGACGGGCUGAGAACUUCAAAGCAACAUGACGAUGGCGAGAUUCUGAAAAACAGAGUUAACAGAGACUGGAGUGAGAUCAUGAAGCGGCAAUACAUGUUUGACAGAUGUGAAAAGGAAGUGCUUGCAAUAGAGAACAUAAAUAUUAAUAAGCUGAGAGAAUUUUUCAGAAGGCACACACUGAACGGAAGUAGUUUCAGAAAAUUGAGCAUACAUGUGGUAGGGGUACCAAAGAAAAUUGUAGUUAGUAAGUAG